Messenger RNA from Aspergillus clavatus NRRL 1, 1512 nucleotides. RefSeq lists its product as uncharacterized. The record is from RefSeq and is a predicted model, not a curated record. Bases 1 to 1512 code for a protein of 503 amino acids. Lineage: Eukaryota; Fungi; Ascomycota; Eurotiomycetes; Eurotiales; Aspergillaceae. The transcript has 2 exons.
AUGCUGAAACUCUCGCAAUUACUAGACGCCAAACGGCGAGAGAGUUCAGAUACAAAUUCCGACUUCUCGCCCCAGUCGCGCCAGCCUCCACAAUCGCCUCUGUCAGCCGAUUCUUCCACCCCCGUCUCGCCUGUCGUCUCCCUCUUCUCCUCCAAGAGCCAUACGCGUGUCUCCAGCUCUGUCUCCUCGCUCGUCUCCUCGUCAGAAGUCAAGAAUUCGCUCGACAGUUCGUCGCGCAAUCAGUUGACCGGAGUGCAAGAGGAGCCCUGUCAGGCAAAGGAUCUCGAGGAGGAAUAUUUCCAACAUUUCGAUCAAGACAUGUCCGACGUCCACGAUGCCUACUUUGCAACCGUCGACUACUCAGAUGCCUACGACCUGACCGAUGCUGGCACCGACAUCCCCCAUUCUCCCAAGAAAAGACGUGCAGAGAGUAUUUCGGGGAAAGGGCUCUCGCGGAUCAGUUCGCGCAUAUCCACCAUCUCCAGCCGCUGGAGGUCCUCCAACAACCGUCUCGCGGAUGGUCCCGAUGCCAUGGAUACCUUUGGAACGAGCCUGCGAUCCCGCACCAACUCCACCUCGUCCUUCCGCGGCAGUUCGACCAUCAGUCGAGUCGAUUCCAUCGCCAUCCCUCCCUCACCCGCCCGAACCAUCUUCGAGGAGCGCCUGAGUGAGUCGGGGGCCCAGCCGAUCGAUAUCGCCAAAGCGAACAGCCAGUAUGCACCGGAGGAGGAAGCCGAACAUCCCCAGGCCACCACGCCCCUGCUGCCUCCCUUUAUGGGGGAUGAACCAUUGAGCAUGACGGCUUCGCGAGUUCAAUCCCCUCUGCAGUCACCGUCCGUGGCGGAUGUCUCCGAGGAGUCCCUAGAAAACAGUAUGACCAUCUCCGACCUCCGUCUGGCAGGGAUCCCGUCGCCGCCACUGUCCUCCAAGCCAUCCGUGGCCUCGUUCCACCACCGCCCGCGUGCCAGCACUAUGCGAACCGUGUCCGGCGAAGGACCACCGCCGUUCAUGCUGACCGACCCCAAGGACGAGUGGGCCAACAAGCUCGGCCAUGCCAAUUUCACGGUCCAACCCGAACCGUACGUGCCCGAAGUCUACGAUCUGGCUGCCUUCCGCCAAUUCCGCGAGCAGUGGGAUCUGGCCCAGUGCCACUUCGCCAAGCACCUGGUGCGGACGGGGGAGCACUACGGGGUGACGUCGACCAUCUUCCAGCUGACCGAGGCCAAGUGGGAGUCGAUCAACAGCGAGUGGAAGCGCACGUAUGAGGCCAUGCUCUCGCAGCUGAAGGAGAUGGACGGUUCCCUCAUGGGCAUCAUCAAGUCCCACGGAGAUCCCUGCGAACAGGUCAAGAUCCCUCGUCUCCAUGUGGACAAGUUCCCCGAACUGGGCGAUGGCGAGAUUGUUGGGCCCAUGAAGAUUGCGCCGGCAGUGAACAUCCCGACCCCUUGCCGCACCCGAUCCUUGAAGCGAAGCUUUUUCAAGUUCUUUCAGGAUCUCGUAUCUCGAUCCUGA